AUGUAUCUCAAGCACUACCUCGCAGCACUUCUUCUUGUGCGAGUUUCUCUCAGCCAGGAUUGUUCUACUUCGCAGUCCGUCGCGGAUCCCUUCCAAAUCUUCACCAUCUCCGCCAACAAUAUCACAGCCAAGUUUAUCCCCUAUGGAGCUCGCUUGAUUUCUCUGCUUGUUCCUGAUAGGGAUGGCAAUAUGCAAGAUGUUGUCGUCGGCUAUGAUGACCCGCGUCAGUAUCUUAACGACACAGAGUCCAGCCAUACCUACUUCGGGGCGGUCAUUGGCCGAGUUGCCAAUCGCAUCAAGAAUGGUACUUUCACCCUGGAUGGAACCGAAUAUCAUAUUCCAAAGAAUCAGAAAGGCUUGUACACUCUACACGGGGGAGACAUUGCCUAUGAUCAGCGAAACUGGACUGUGUCUGCAAUCACAUCUUCCUCUGUCACCUUUACGCUCUACGAUGCUGCAACGGAAGGUUUCCCUGGCGAUGUCGUUACUCACGCCAUGUUCAGCGUCGACUCCAAGCGCAACGCAGAGAAUCUUGAGGGUCUUCCGCGGCUGACGACCAAGUUGGUUUCUAUGGCCCUCACUGAACCCACUCCCAUCAUGCUUUCCAACCACAUCUACUGGAACCUGAAUGGCUUCAAGCGGCAGACCAUCCUCAACGACACAUGGUUGCAAUUGCCCUUGUCAGAGCGCUUCAUCGCCACAGACAAGCUCCAAGUCCCUGAUGGCAGCAUCUCAACGGUUGCUGGGACGAGCCACAGUGCAAUGGACUUUACCGCCGGCAAGAUUAUUGGCCAAGACAUACAAGACACCGAAGGGCUUUGUGGUCCCGGCUGUGUUGGCUAUGACAACUGUUUUAUCAUUGACCGUGACCCCUUGUAUUCCGCUGCCUCCGAUAACCUUGUUCCAUCUCUCAGACUGAACUCCAGCACUACGGGGAUUAGCAUGGAGGUUGCUACGAACCAACCCGCAGUCCAGUUCUUCACUUGCCUGAACAUGGACGGAACCAUUCCGGUGAAGGCUUCUCAAGUUGAGAGAAACACCAAGCAGAAGGAUGCGGCUGAAUUCGUUGAGAAAUACGGGUGCCUUGCCAUUGAACCUGAAGGCUGGAUCGAUGGUGUCAACAACCAACAAUGGGGUCAGAAAUCUAACCUGAUCUAUACUCCUGAGGGCCGCCCUGCCAUUAAUCUAGCGCAAUACACCUUCGGAACUGUUUGA
Molecule: messenger RNA, 1215 nt
Organism: Aspergillus caelatus
Lineage: Eukaryota; Fungi; Ascomycota; Eurotiomycetes; Eurotiales; Aspergillaceae
Product: aldose epimerase family protein
Exons: 1
Coding region: 1-1215 (404 amino acids)
Biological process (GO): beta-D-galactose catabolic process via UDP-galactose, Leloir pathway; glucose metabolic process
Molecular function (GO): aldose 1-epimerase activity; carbohydrate binding
Source: RefSeq, a predicted model, not a curated record